Aquila chrysaetos chrysaetos is the source of this 7173-nucleotide messenger RNA. RefSeq names its product spire type actin nucleation factor 1 (gene SPIRE1). Gene Ontology annotation, biological process: actin filament network formation; actin nucleation; polar body extrusion after meiotic divisions. Gene Ontology annotation, molecular function: actin binding. Gene Ontology annotation, cellular component: cell cortex; cytoplasmic vesicle membrane. Lineage: Eukaryota; Metazoa; Chordata; Aves; Accipitriformes; Accipitridae. The record is from RefSeq and is a predicted model, not a curated record. The transcript has 18 exons. The coding region runs from base 264 to 2465 and encodes 733 amino acids.
GCCAUUGCGUUGCUAUGAGGCGUCUCCCCCCGCGGCGGUGGCAGCGGCGGGCGGCCCGGGCGCCGCUCCUCCCGCCGGCCGGCCUGCUGCCCGGGCCGGGCUGUCCGGCGGCCUGGUGGCACUAGCGGGGCGGGGAGGAUGAGCGCGACGGGACCGGGCGGCGGCAGCAGCAGCAGCAGCAGCGCAAGCAGCAGCAGCAGCAGCAGCCGCCGCCGCGGCGGGGCCGGUCAGUGAGCCGAGGAGCAUCGCGGCGGAGGCAGGGCAUGGCGCUGCCGGGGGAGCGCGGCGCGGAGCCCCAGCCCGGCGCCUCCCGCCCCUCCACCGCCGAGGAGGAGGACGGCGGCGGCGGGCAGCCGGAGGCGCUUUCGCUGGAGGAGAUCCUCAGGCUCUACAACCAGCCCAUCAACGAGGAGCAGGCGUGGGCCGUGUGCUACCAGUGCUGCGGCUCGCUGCGGGCCCGCGCCCGCCGCGGCGAGACCCCCGCCGCCAGGCUGGGGGCGGCCGCCCAUCUCCGCGUCUGGCGGGACGGCACCGUCACCCUGGAGCAGGGCGAGCCCCGCCGGCCGCCCCCGCCCGCCGCAGAUAAAUCAGGCCGUUUACACUGCACAGAAAUGGAGGUUAUUGAAUCACUAGGGAUUAUUAUAUAUAAAGCCCUGGACUAUGGUUUGAAGGACAAUGAAGAGCGGGAAUUAAGUCCUCCACUGGAGCAGCUUAUUGACUACAUGACUAAUACCACAGAAACAGAUGGGAGUAGGGAUGAAGGAUAUGAUGCUCUGGAUGAAGGAGUGGAAGAUGACGAUGAUGACAAAGCGGAAGUUGAGGCCAUUCAUUCCUAUAAAGAUGUCAUGAAGCUGUGUGCUGCCCACCUGCCAACCCGAUCAGAGGCACCGAACCACUAUCAAGCAGUAUGUCGGGCUCUGUUUGCUGAAACAAUGGAACUGUACACUUUCUUGGCCAAAAUUAAAAGUGCAAAAGAGAAUCUGAAGAAGAUUCAAGAAAUGGACAAAGAGGCAAGUGAUGAAUCCAGCACGGAUCUUGAUGACUUAAAAAAUGCUGACUGGGCUCGUUUUUGGGUACAAGUGAUGCGAGAUUUACGGAAUGGUGUUAAACUUAAGAAAGUUCAAGAGCGUCAGUACAACCCGCUCCCAAUAGAAUAUCAGCUCACACCCUAUGAAAUGCUGAUGGAUGAUAUUAGAUCCAAACGCUAUACCUUAAGGAAGGUCAUGGUCAAUGGUGACAUUCCACCUCGAUUAAAAAAGAGUGCCCAUGAAAUAAUCCUGGAUUUCAUCCGAUCGCGACCUCCAUUAAAUCCUGCCUCGGCAAGAAAACUGAAACCAACCCCACCACGGCCACGCAGCCUUCAUGAAAGGAUACUGGAGGAAAUCAAGGCAGAGAGGAAGUUACGUCCAGUCUCGCCUGAUGAGAUAAGGCGUAGCAGGCUGGCAAUGCGGCCACUUAGCAUGUCUUACAGUUUUGACUUGUCAGAUGUAUCUACGCCAGAGGCUGGAAGAAAAUUAGUGGAUGCCUCUGUAGUGAAUGGUGGCCUGGCACCACAAGGAAAGCAGAAUGGGGCCACACAAGUGACAGUACAACGCAAGAGACUCCUUAAGGCUCCCACGUUGGCUGAACUUGACAGCUCAGAUUCAGAGGAGGAAUCAGUGCACAAAUCAGCAAGUAGCAGCAGCAUCUCCCCCUCACAAGUGGAAGACCCCUCUCAAGAAGGCACCAGCAGCAGAAAGAUGCCUCCAAAGUUCUUGCCCAUAUCAUCUACACCACAGCCUGAGAGACGGCAGCCACCUCAGAGACGACACUCCAUUGAAAAGGAGACGCCAACCAAUGUGAGACAGUUCCUACCACCUUCAAAACAGAGCUCCAGAUCACUUGUUCCUAGGAUAACCAGUUUAUUUCCAAGGAUGACUUUCAGACCACUUUUUUCAACUGUGCAAACAGCUUCUCUGCUCAGCUCUCAUCCCGUUGAAGCAGCCAUGUGUGGGGUGGCAGGGGCUAUGUACUAUCUCUGUGAGAGAGCUUUUGCCAGCAGGUGGAAACCCGCAAAGGAGGAGUUCUGUUACCCGGUGGAAUGUCUGGCUCUGACGGUGGAGGAGGUCAUGCACAUCCGUCAGGUGCUGGUGAAGGCGGAGCUGGAAAAGUACCAGCAAUAUAAAGAUGUCUACACUGCUCUCAAGAAAGGAAAGCUCUGCUUUUGCUGUCGAACAAGAAGGUUUUCUUUCUUUACCUGGUCUUACACUUGUCAGUUCUGUAAGAGGCCUGUAUGCUCACAGUGUUGCAAAAAAGUAAAUGCGGUUGCCAUCGAAGCCAUAUUCUACUCUCCCCAUCUUCUCACUGGGACCUUCAACCUUACAAAGAGGAGAAAGCUUUAUGAGGCCAGAGAAACCCUCUACCAGUCAUCACCAUUCACUGCGGAGCAUGUCCAGGUUGACCUCAAGGUCCAAAUCUGUGGAUAAGUCACAUGAAGAGUUUCCCAAAGAAUUGAUGGAGGACUGGAGCACGAUGGAGGUGUGUGUGGACUGCAAGAAGUUUAUUUCAGAAAUCAUCAAUUCAAGCCGGCGCAGCCUAUCUCUGGCCAACAAGCGAGCCAGGUUAAAAAGGAAAACGCAGUCCUUCUACAUGUCGUCUCCGGGAACCUCUGAAUACUGCCCCUCUGAAAGGACUAUCAAUGAGAUCUGAGCCGUGUGCCUUUUUCUUUGCUUUUGUCUUCAUGAGGUCAUCAUCCAUGAGCAAGGUCACUGAAACUGGAUUAUCAUUCUGUUGCUUCGUUUCACUUGACUGGCUUGAAUUUGCGUUAGGUCACAGGAUUUCCUACUCCAAUGGUUCCCAGAGACACAACGCUAUGUUUAGAUCUGUGCAGAAUGAUACGCAACGGGUCAGCUGCUCGCACUGGAAGAAAAUCAAUGGUUUGAAAUUGUUGCCUCUUUUGUAUGUGUGCAUUGAAACUCGAAAGCCUUUUCUUGCUUUCAAUCUUUUUUUAACCAUGCUUUGAAUCAUUUUUCAGGAGAUGAGCUGAAAACAGAUGUUUAAUGGAGAACCAAAUCUAACCAAGUGUCCGUGUUAGCACAGUAGCAAACAGUAAGUCAUAUUGGCAUUACCGCCCUAGUAAUGCUCAUGUCCUAGUUGAAACAGCAAAGGGUCGUAUCGCACACCAGACACCAAGUGUGAGCGACUGUGGUCAAAACCAUCUUUCGUUGAACUGUUUCGGUUGCUCUGAGGUCAGGGUUCAGCACCAGACUCUACAAUGUCUGUGUCCUAGGGCAAAAUACACGACGAAGUUCUUCGCCCGUGUGGUUGGCCAUUCCCCUGAGCUGCUGUACUUUUUAAACCUUAGCGUACUUCUAAAUGUCUCCUGAGCAGGUUUUAGUAGUUUACUUUCUAUCUUGAAUGUAUAAUGAUGACUACUAGUAGCAGUGAAUUUUAGUGGUAGACAGAGUUGUACAGUUUAUGGGGAGGAUGGGAAAUAAGGGAGGCUUCUAAUUUUAACUGAAUACCUGUAAAGUUGUUCUAGUGGUUACACAGAGAAAAUAGUGGGUAAGGUGUACAUUUGUAUUAUAAUGGAGCACACAAAUACUGCUAUAGUUAUGUCUGACAGCAUAUCCAGUGAUAACCCCAUUUUUUCUGGGGUUUAUAGCUUGGCUGUAAAAAGUCAUGUUCUGCUGAAAUUUGGGACAGUGCUGUCUCAGAUUGGAAGCAAUCUCUCUUUUUUUUUUUUCCUUUUUUUUUUUCAUUCUUUUUCCCUUUUUAAUUCACUCAUGGAAGAGUGCUAGACUAGUUGUUUAGAAGUUCCAACAAUGUUACAAUGUUGACUGACAUCUCAUGCUUUUUUGCACUUUUUUUUAUAUUCAAAAUACUUUUUUUAAAUUCAGGCAUAGCCAGAGUUUAGUCAAUAAUUUGGGGCCAGAUCAUUUUGGUAUUUAAAAACAAGCUAACAUAGCCAAGUUAUUAAUACUUGAAAAUCAACUACUGUAACUUUUUCAUAAAUUUUUUUAAUACCCUGAGGCAUAUUUAAUAUCUAUAUAGCAGUGUAUUAUAGAAUGACAUAGCAGAAAAGUUUCAGAUCUAUUUAUUAACAUUUCUAUACUUCGGAUUAAUGAGAGAUACCUCAGAACUGCUCCAAAGUAGCUGGGACUGGAUUUCCGUAACCUGAUUUUAAAGAUGUGUUAAUCAAAACAGAUUCUCCUGUCCAAAUCUCAUGCACCGAAAAGCCCAAGAGAAGGCAGACUGCCCUGCCAGCCCUGGUGGUGCACGGUGUGGAGGCUGUGGGGCCCCGGGAGUGGUUGGCUCCCCUUCGGUAGCUCGGCUCCAGUUCCACUGUGGGCUGCCUCUUGCUGCCCCGGGGAACAAGACUUCCCCUUCAAAGUGUAUUUGCACGUUACAUUGCAGCCUUUGGAGCAGCCACUCAUAUCGUAUCUUUUAAGUUGAUUUAAAAAGCACACGCAAAAGUCCCUUACACCUCCCUAGGGACUCGUCCAUCCUUCUUUUUCUUUAAACGCCCCCUUGGAAAAUGAGAAUUUUUGCAUAUGCAGGGCUUAUUGAAAUAAUGUUUUUAAUUUUUUUCUGAACCAAUGCUAACAGGAGAAUCAGGGCAGGUGUUAUGGCCCUCUCCUCGGGGUACCUCUGGACAAGUGUCUUGCAUGUUCAGGCACUUGAAGUACUGGCGUGAGAUAAGGAUGCAGGAUUGCAGGAGGUGAGCAGCACAGACAGGCUUAUUUGAAAGCUCUGCUCUCGCUGGAAGGGGUCGCCUGAUCUCAGUCACAUCAGCACUUUUUCUUGUUUCUGUGCCAAAACCAGGCCGUGUGUUUGCUGCACAGUACAUCAGGAAAACUAGGCUGAAAGAAAUGCAGGAAAUCUCACUUUGCAUCUCCCCUGUUGUUGUUCUUACCGUUUUCUCCUGGAAAUGCCCCAGCCACACGUUACAAUUGCUCAAUCCUCUUCCCUGGCAUCCUCAAGCCACCGAGGUGCAGGGGAUCCAGCACGUUUAUUCUCCCCUUUGAGAGGGAUUUGGGACGUUGCAGAGUAGGCAGGAUCAAGGACUAAGUAAAACCCGAGCGUGCGAAGGGAAACGAGUCCCUCACAGCACGCCUGUGCCCCCCUCCGCCUGGGGAGCGUCCGGGGCGGCUCUGGGGAAGUGGCGGAGCCUCGCCAUGCAGACUUUGCCUUCCCGGGAUGCCCAGCAGCCCUUGGCUCGGGCCGGACUCUGCUGCGCUGGGCAGGGCGCAAACACCGAACAACGACGCAGUGGUUGUACAAACUGCUCCGUGUUGCUCACCCAGAGCUGCCGUGGGGCAGGGCCUGGAUAACCUCCCUUUUUCUCUGGGAAACCCCCCCCCCGGGCUGCUGACACACGCUGUGGCAAGCUCCAGAAAAUGUGGUGCGGAGGGCUGCCUCUCCCCUUCCCUCCCAUCCCUUCCUCUCUGGCACGGUUUCUCGGCAUUAUCCUGGCAUUUCGUUCCACAAAAGAAAAAGCAGCGGGUUGGUUUCUCACGCGAAGCCUCAGGAGUUCAGCUCACUGGUUGCCUGCCUCUCUGCGGAGUGGGCUAUUUUUAGCUUUCCAUCUCGCUGCUUGCGCUAGCAUCCCAAAUCCACUGCAGCCAUCUGCCUGCAUACCCUGCAGUGCCGCCCAGCAUGUCCUAUUUACGGUCUGAACUUCACAUUAGCAUCAGAGGAUGAAAUCAGAAGCUUGUAAAUAUGUGUAAUAUAUUUAUUAAUAUUUAGGAAGUCUCCAUCAAUCAUGCAAUGGGAAUUGACUUUCCCAUGAUGUUUUAAAAUGGAAAUGAGUCUUAUUUAUCUGUGUGUUGGCUAUUAUCUUUAUUAGAGUUAAGGCUUUCAGCCCCCCUAAUAACAGUUUGCACUCCAUAGGCAUUUUAGAGUGAAUUACUGCUGAAAAGAAUGCGGGACUAGCACAGUGAGCUCCCUUCCACGAAUUUUUAAAUUUAUUUUUUUUUUAGAUUUAUUAAUAUGCCCAAGGUCUGUUUAAAUAUAACAUAGGAGACCCAAGGAGUUAAAAAUGCCACCAGCAGCAUCCGUCUUGCUAGUUUGUUUGUGAACCUGGUUGUGGAGAAUUCAAAACCAGCUCUGCCUCACGGCGGCGAUGGGGGAAGCGAGCAGGCCUUUGCUGCAGCUCUCGAACGCGACCUUUCCAAUGCUCACGGUGACAGUAGUGCUUCGGGGGUUUGUUGUUUUUUUCCCUUUCCCCAUUACUUCCUUUAUAGAGGGAGGGGUAUUACCUGGCGAAAAUAAAAUGCCUUUCCAUUAUAGCCCCUGUCUGUGUUAAUUAUUCAUGUGGAAGCUGAUUUAAAGGUUCUGUCUCUCUUCUUUUCCAUGCUUUUCUAGUUUUGUAAGAUCAGUCAGACAUUUCUUUUGGCAAAGAAUUGUUAAUGAAAACGAUUAACAGCUGAACGCUGGCUGGGCUGCAUGAAGGGAUGGAAACAUGUUGAAGUACUCUUAGAAUAGCAAUAAAACUGCUUGUGUAACGCCAGUGAUGCAAUUAGCACCUACUCAUCGCUUGCAGCCAGCUCCCUCUGUUACCAGGGUGUUGCUACUUUCCACACCAACGGUCUGUAGCUGAGGCAUGCUUGUCCUCCUCAUAGUCCAGGCUUUGGGAAAUCUCCCUCCCUCAUCUUCUGGAGAGAAGUGCUGGCAGUCUUUUGGAGAGGUUUUUGAUCGAUUGUUUUUAAACCAGAAGUGGAGAGAACAUUUUUAUCACAACUAUUAAGUUGUUCUCUGUUCUCUUUCAAGCUCCCUUUUUCCCCAGGGAAGUUCAGCAUCAGCUUCCACGGUUAGUUAAUGGCUGCAUGCUCUAUAGGUUAAAACUAAUUUAGAAGGUCCAACUUUAGACUCCCAAUUGCUACCUUCAUGCUUUACCUCAUCCAGCAGCUCUGUACACCUAUUAGGAAUGUUUCUUAUGAGCUCAGUCUCAUCUGUAAAACAGUGACAGCACACAGGCAUGAGGGAAGAGUGCUGUGACUGUACGCUCUGGUGCUACCGCAUACAGAUUAUGUUAAUGUUACCAUAAAAUUUUACAGUAUUUCCAUGUUGGUAACUUGGAGCUGCUCUGGUUUAUUUCUUCUUCUUUUGUAUGUAUGUAUCUUAAGGCCAAUCUGAGAAUGUUUAUGAAUAUUGAUUCCAGCUAUAAAGAUCUGUUUUGUUGUUUCUGUCUGA